AUGCAGCAGCCUCCUGGGGGAGGCGGGGCGGGCGGGGCGUCCCAGGGCGGGGCGUCGGGGCAGUACGGACCGGGCGGGGCGCCGGGACAAUACGGCCAGGGCGGCGGGGCGCCGCAGUAUGGGUACGGGGCGCCCGCGGGGGCUUACGGACAACCGCAGGGAUAUGGCUACGGCAUGCCGCCGAUGCAGGUGGGCCAGUACGGCCCGCCGAUGGGCUACGGCUACGCGCCCAUGGGCUACCCGCCGCCGAUGUACGGCAUGCAGCCCGCCUGGCCGCGGCCCAACAACCGCUUCAGCGGGCCCUCGACGAACCAGCAGUUCGGCAUGCCGACGGGCGUCAACCCCAUGCAGGGCGGCGCCGGCGGCAACACGAGCCUCAUGCCCGGCGACUGGAUCUGCGACGUGUGCGAGAACAACAACUUUGCCAGAAGGCGCGAGUGCCGGCGGUGCGGCACGCCGCGGUCGACGACGUCGACGACGAUCGACGAGCGGAGCCAGGGCCAGUGGGUGCCGCGCGGCCGUCAAAGUGCGGGCGCGGCGCCGGCGCUGACGCCCCUGGCGCUGCCGCCGGGCGCCGCGGCGCCGCCGGGCGGGAACCUCGUGAUCUCCGCGGCGCCGUCCGGACCUGUUGCUGGAGGCGCCGCGGCGUACGUGCCCGGCGACUGGCUCUGCGCGAGCUGCGGCAACCACAACUUCCAGUGGCGCACGGAGUGCAAGCGCUGCAACGCGCCGCGGACGGCCGACGCCCAGACGAUCGGCAAGGACUCGACGAUCAGCGCGCCGGCGCCCGCGCCGUCCGCGCCGACGUUCGUGCCCGCGGCGGCUCCGGCGCCCGCGGCGCCGGCGCCGGCCGCCGCGCCCGCGCCGGCGGCCGAGGCCCCGUCCACGAAGGAGGCCCUCCUCGCGGCGCUCGCGGCGAAGAAGCCGGCGCCGCUGGACAGCCUCCAGUCGCUGCCCCCGCCGCCCGGCAAGGAGCCCUCGCUGCUCACGCCGGCCAAGGUCAAGGCCGCGUCCAACGACGACUCGAGCAGCCGCUCGCCGUCGCGCUCUCGUUCUCGUUCGCGGUCGCGGUCGCGCAGCCGCGAGCGCAAGUGAGCUCACUUCUACUAACUAUGCUCUUCUUUUCCAA
Molecule: messenger RNA, 1129 nt
Organism: Pelagomonas calceolata
Lineage: Eukaryota; Pelagophyceae; Pelagomonadales; Pelagomonadaceae
Source: the annotation of a GenBank genome assembly